Melospiza melodia melodia is the source of this 1692-nucleotide messenger RNA. RefSeq names its product DnaJ heat shock protein family (Hsp40) member A1 (gene DNAJA1). Gene Ontology annotation, molecular function: Hsp70 protein binding; ATP binding. NCBI's taxonomy places the organism in Eukaryota, Metazoa, Chordata, Aves, Passeriformes, Passerellidae. The transcript has 8 exons. The record is from RefSeq and is a predicted model, not a curated record. Gene Ontology annotation, cellular component: cytosol; cytoplasm. Gene Ontology annotation, biological process: protein refolding; response to heat. Bases 119 to 1312 code for a protein of 397 amino acids.
CCGGCUGUUAAGCGGCGGGGCUGCGGGACCGGCCCGAAGUUUCCAGAAGAGUCGGGAUCAGAGCAGCGCCGAGAGGGAUCUGCGUCCGCCGCCCCGGGGGCCUCCUGCCGCCGCCACCAUGGUGAAGGAGACCACCUACUACGAUGUGCUGGGCGUUAAGCCCAACGCGUCCGCCGAGGAGCUGAAGAAGGCCUACCGCAAGCUCGCGCUCAAGUACCACCCGGACAAGAACCCCAAUGAGGGCGAGAAGUUCAAGCAGAUCUCGCAAGCUUACGAAGUGCUGUCGGACUCGAAGAAGAGGGAGCUGUAUGACAAAGGAGGCGAGCAAGCUAUCAAGGAGGGCGGCUCUGGCGGCGGCUUCGGGUCACCCAUGGACAUAUUCGAUAUGUUCUUCGGCGGCGGGGGAAGGAUGCAGAGGGAGAGGCGAGGUAAAAAUGUGGUCCACCAGUUGUCAGUAAGUUUGGAAGAUAUGUACAAUGGUGCAAUGAGAAAACUUGCACUGCAGAAAAAUGUCAUCUGUGACAAGUGUGAAGGUCGUGGUGGUAAGAAAGGUGCAGUAGAAUGCUGCCCAAAUUGCAGGGGAACAGGCAUGCAGAUCAGAAUUCACCAGAUUGGGCCGGGAAUGGUGCAGCAGAUCCAGUCUGUGUGUAUGGAGUGCCAGGGGCAUGGGGAGCGUAUCAGCCCCAAGGACCGGUGUAAGAGCUGCAAUGGCAGAAAAAUUGUUCGGGAGAAGAAGAUCCUGGAAGUUCACAUUGACAAAGGAAUGAAGGAUGGUCAGAAAAUAACAUUCCAUGGUGAAGGGGACCAAGAGCCAGGUCUGGAGCCCGGGGAUAUUAUUAUUGUCUUGGAUCAGAAAGACCACUCUGUAUUUACAAGACGAGAUGAAGAUCUACUUCUGUCUAUGGAUAUUCAACUGGUUGAAGCACUAUGUGGCUUUCAAAAGCCCAUCACAACUCUGGAUAACAGAACUAUUAUUAUUACCUCCCAUCCUGGCCAGGUUGUUGAGCAUGGGGCUAUUAAGUGUGUGUUGAAUGAAGGUAUGCCAAUCUAUCGCAGACCGUAUGAAAAAGGACGUCUGAUCAUAGAAUUCAGGGUGAUCUUCCCAGAGAGUGGCUUCCUCUCCUCAGAUAAGCUGUCCUUACUCGAAAAACUGCUACCUACAAGGCAGGAGAUAGAAGAAACCGAGGAAAUGGAACAGGUGGAAUUAGUGGACUUCGAUCCGUCUCAAAAGCGAAAACACCACUAUAAUGGAGAAGUGUAUGAAGAUGAUGAGCAUCAGCCUAGAGGUGGUGUUCAGUGCCAGACAUCAUAAAUGGGCCGGUGAAUAACUUGUGAUGCUUGUUUUGUAUGCAGUAGUGGAUGAGUGAAGGACUACAAGCAGUUUACCCUCACCUGCUAUUUGUUGUUCUAUCCAGCCAUAGUCAUUUCUAAAAGCAAAAAGAAAUAAACUAAGUAAUUAAACUGACUUUGCGAUUUGUAUAAAGCUCCAGGAUACAAGCUGAAAUGAAGUUGACUGCACUUCACCCCUGCCUCUUGCUCCAGAAAACUCCCUUACCUGCUUGUCUUUUAUUCCAAACCUUGUAAUUCCUGUAUGUGUGCAAUUGCCCAGGCUUAAACUAAGAUUCUGUGGUGUGCUUUUUAGAAAUUCUAGAUCUUAUACUCUGUGAAUAAAGUAUGCACAAGUACUUAUAA